AUGAAGAGCCUCAAGAGAGGACUGGCUUCGGAUCCCGGCGCGGCCAAUAUCACAAGCAAAGUAUUCCUCCGAUCGACACGCAGCGGCAAGGUGCAGAAAGUGGUACGAGAACAGUAUUUGCGAAAGGACAUACCUUGCUCGUCGCAACUAUGCUCAACAUGCCCAGCGACCGCGGCUACAGACGUCCAUGGCCAAGUGCCGCCGUUCGUUCUGUCGAAGCGCCCUGUCGGAAUCAAGUCGUUUCCCAAUGGCCACUACCUCAUACCCGACACUAAUGUUCUCUUAACCGGCAUGGAUGUCUUUGAGGAUACAAACAAUUUCCACGAUGUCAUCGUUCUACAGACUGUCCUGGAAGAGCUCAAGAAUCGGUCCCUGCCUCUAUACAAUCGGCUGAUGGCUUUGACAAAGAGCGAGGAGAAAAGAUUCUACCUAUUCUUCAAUGAAUUCAGAUCCGAGACUAACGUACGUCGAGAAGAAGGCGAGAGCAUCAACGAUCGAAAUGACAGGGCCGUGCGAAGAGCAGCAAGCUGGUAUACCUCUCAUCUAUCGGCAAGCACCAAGAAGAAAGCGCCCACAAUUGUAAUCCUCACCAACGACCAGGACAAUCGGAGGAAGGCCAGGGCGGAGGGCCUGCCUGCUCUGUCGCUGCGCGAGUAUGUGUCAGAGCUGGAUGACGCAGAUAGACUACUCGAUAUGGUCGCCGAAGGUCAGGAAACGAAGCAGCUGGUUGGUGAACUAUUUUACCCGGAGUAUUACACUGCGUCAAGACUCGCCACAGGUAUCAAGAAUGGUACGCUUUAUCAAGGCUUCUUUCACGUGUCCGCAUACAACUAUCUGGAGGGGACAGUCAAGACCGCUGCGUUCGACAAGCCACUGCUUAUCUUGGGUCGCGAAAGUAGCAAUCGUUCUGUGUCCGGAGAUAUUGUUGUGGUUGAGAUGCUGCCGAAGGAUCAGUGGCGGACAGCUUCUUCCAAGGUGGUCGAUGAGGAAGAGGUCAAUGCCAACGAGAAUGCCGAAAAUGAAGAGACAGGCGAUGUGGUUGUGACUGAAGCCGAGAGGGAAGCCUUGCAAGCGGAGGCAAGAGAUGCUCAGUCUGCAGGAUCUGAGUCAAAAGCUCAACCGACCGCGCGAGUCGUCGGGGUCACGCGAAGAAAUUGGAGGCAAUUUGUGGGCACUAUCGACUCCAAAGCUGCAAUCUCUGGUGGCCGACAGACGACAGUGUUCCUCAUGCCCAUGGAUAAGCGAAUACCCAAAGUACGCAUACGGACACGUCAGGCGGAUGAGCUGGUUGGCAAGCGACUGCUAGCAACCAUAGACGCGUGGGAUCGAGACAGCAGAUAUCCGAUUGGCCACUACAUCCGAUCGUUGGGUGAAUUGGAGACAAAAGAGGCAGAGACUGAAGCUCUGCUGCUGGAGCACGAUGUGCAGUAUCGUCCAUUCCCAAAAGCAGUCCUGGAUUGCUUACCUGCCGAAGGCCACAACUGGAAAGUACCUCAGGCACUGGACGAUCCUGGAUGGAAAGGCCGCAAAGAUCUACGAGAACUUCUUGUAUGCUCGAUCGAUCCUCCCGGCUGUCAGGACAUCGACGAUGCACUGCAUGCGCGACAGCUACCUAAUGGCAAUUUCGAAGUAGGCGUACAUAUUGCUGACGUUUCACACUUUGUUCGUCCAAGCAAUGCCAUGGACGCUGAAGCCACAGCGCGAGGCACGACAGUGUAUCUAGUCGACAAGCGCAUCGAUAUGCUGCCGUCGCUGCUCGGCACUGAUCUGUGCUCGCUGAAGCCUCACAUCGAGCGAUUUGCUUUUUCGAUUUUGUGGGAGCUAACUCCAGAUGCCGAUGUUGUAUCAGCGUCAUUCACCAAAUCGGUCAUUUACUCGAGGGAGGGCUUCUCAUAUGAGCAAGCACAAAAGCGUAUUGACGACAAAUCAGCCACAGAUGAUCUAACGCAGGGCAUGAGAACUCUGUUGAGUUUGUCCCAGAAACUGCAAGCCAAGCGUAUGGCGGCCGGUGCACUCAACCUGUCGUCUCCUGAAGUACGGAUUGAGGCAGACAGCGAUGAGACAUCGGAUGCCCUUGCCGACAUCAAGACAAAAGCUUCGCUCGCAACGAACUCUCUCGUGGAGGAGUUCAUGUUGCUCGCGAACACUACAGUCGCUCGGAAGAUUCAAGGCGUCUUCCCUCAGACGGCUCUACUGCGCCGACACGCGGACCCCCCUGCGAGCAAUUUUGCGGAACUGUCUGAUCAACUCAAGCGCAUGCGGGGGUUUGAACUUGACGUAUCGAGCUCAAAGGCUCUGGCGGAGAGUCUCGACAAGUGCGUCGACCCUGCGCAUCCGUUCUUCAACACCCUCAUUCGUAUCAUGGCCACGCGAUGCAUGACGUCGGCAGAGUAUUUCUGCAGUGGAGAACACGCGGAGCCCGAAUUCCGCCAUUACGGCCUCGCAAGCGACAUCUACACACAUUUCACGUCACCCAUCAGACGAUACGCGGAUCUGCUCGUCCACCGCCAGCUUGCCUAUGCUAUCCAAUACGAUGGUCAAGGAAGCGAAAGAGUCGACGAAGGUCUACGGAAUAAGUCAAAGUUGGACAAAGUCUGUGCGAACCUCAACUUCCGUCACCGGAAUGCUCAAAUGGCCGGACGAGCCAGCAUCGAGUACUAUGUUGGCCAAGCUCUUAAGGCUCGCGGUGAGAAGGCACCCAACAAGAAGAUCGAAGUCGAAGGCUACGUCAUGCGCGUCUUUGAGAAUGGCAUUGUUGUCUUUGUUCCCCAAUUUGGAGUCGAAGGUCUCGUUCGACUGGAAGACUUUGAGCUGCGGAAGGAGGUGGGUGCAACAAGAGAGAGCGAGUAUGAUGCUGAUGCACACACUUUGACUGUCUUCGAGAAGGACCAGCUCAGCGAUGGUGUCAAGGUCGAGCUCUUCCAGCAGUUAAAGGUCCGCGUGAGCUCUGAGGAGAAGGGCGGUAUUCGUGAGAAGGGCAAGCGACGAGUCAGAAUUGUCGUGAUAUCCUCCUGA
Molecule: messenger RNA, 3015 nt
Organism: Cyphellophora attinorum
Lineage: Eukaryota; Fungi; Ascomycota; Eurotiomycetes; Chaetothyriales; Cyphellophoraceae
Product: Exosome complex exonuclease dis3
Exons: 1
Coding region: 1-3015 (1004 amino acids)
Biological process (GO): rRNA catabolic process
Cellular component (GO): nuclear exosome (RNase complex); cytoplasmic exosome (RNase complex)
Molecular function (GO): RNA binding; endonuclease activity; 3'-5'-RNA exonuclease activity
Source: RefSeq, a predicted model, not a curated record